Penicillium pulvis is the source of this 6948-nucleotide messenger RNA. RefSeq lists its product as uncharacterized. Gene Ontology annotation, cellular component: Cul8-RING ubiquitin ligase complex; nucleus. The coding region runs from base 1 to 6948 and encodes 2315 amino acids. The transcript has a single exon. Lineage: Eukaryota; Fungi; Ascomycota; Eurotiomycetes; Eurotiales; Aspergillaceae. The record is from RefSeq and is a predicted model, not a curated record. Gene Ontology annotation, biological process: replication fork processing; double-strand break repair via homologous recombination.
AUGCAAAUGGAACCAUGGCGGAAACGAGGGUUUGUCCCAGACUCGGACGAAGAGGACGAACUCGAUACUCUCGAAACAAAAGAGGACACUGUCGGCGAUGCCAGUGAUAAUGAUAUCGAUCUCGAAUACCUACCCGUUCCGAAAUCAAAAGCCGUGGUCGAGUCAACCGCCUCAGCGGAGCACGACACGGACCUGGAGGCAGGUUCGAUAGCUCUUUCUGAUACCGAGAAAUCACGAGCAGGCUCAGUAGAACUGGUGACGAGUCCUCCGACCAAACGACGAUAUACGAAAAACUCGGAUUCGCAGACCAGAGGGCCUUUGGAAAGCCCAAGAGAUCAUCAAAGCAACCCUUCUGCCGACGGGCAGACACCCAAGGCACGUCGGGGAGGAUUCAAAACAUAUGGGAAACGAUCCUCAGCUACUAAAUCGACGAAGCCACGCCAGAAAGAUGAACGAAAUCUUAAUCAUAUCUCUCCAAAACAAGAUGAUGGCAUAUGGGAUAUCCCUAGUUCGCCAGCUACGCACGAUUGGUCUGCACGCAAGUCACGACGCCGUGAUCGCGAGUCGACACCCACAGCCUCGACCCCGACAAAGCUUUCUCAGUCUUCUAUUGUGCGAAGGCCCAAAGUGAAUGAUGUGCAACAACUGAGCGGCUUUACCAGAUCUCGAAGCUCUUCACCCGACGAGUUAAGUCUAAUCGAGCAGCCGGUCGUCAAACCGCCGAGUGUCAAUCAACCUCAAAAUCAAGACACACCGCAGCCACACAGUUCCGAAGAUGAUUCACCUUUAUCAUCGCCACCGUCGUCCAUUCAUUCUCCUGCCAUCGAGGCAGAACAAGGGCUUGGUAUGACUGCCACGGAAGCCCAAUCGGCCGUCCUGGAGCGAAUUUCCUCUGAGAUCGAGAUCCUUCCGGGAAUUUUGGACCAAAUAGAAGCCCAGCCCAUGCAAAGAAGCUUCCGAUCGCGCAAUGCCAUUCAACUGCAUCCUUAUGCUUUUGAAAUGGCCAAGUACCAGAAGUUGAUGAAGCAAGGAGGUAUUAAACCAGUGCGAAUGCCCGCUGAAGAGCAGAGAAAACGAGCUCCACCAACCACAGACGAAAGUCAGGAGCAGGAUGAUUUCAAUCCAGAUUCAUUCCGUUCUAGCCCUCCGCCAGAAGAGUUCCUCCCUUCCGCGAGACCUGAACGCCGUCAAGAUGAAGUGAAUGGAGGCGAACAGCAGAACCACAGAAAGCACCGCCCUCCGAUUCAAAGAAGUCAUUCAACCAAACGAAGAAGGAAGUCGGCAUCUGGUGCUUGGCAGAAUGCUGGUCCGAAUGAACAGCCCAGGCCCCAGGUGGUGAUCCAUAGAACCCCUCCGACUCAUCGUCCAGACACAUCGGCAUUCGAUUCAAUUUUCGAUCUUUCAUCCAGUCCACCGGACCCAGCGGGCGUCUCAUCAGCUACGCAAACACCGCGAGUUUCUGAAGGGUUCCGAUUUCCUCCGGGAUUCACACCACCUUCAACUACGACCACAAUUGUCCAAUCCAAACCAGCCAGUCCGCAGGUUUCUGAGCAUAAUGUUGAAAAACCAGGUUCUGAUACCGUUUCUGGUGAUGAAGACGACUCAGACAUAUCUCAAGCGUCGUCCGGAGAACCAGAGGAAACCGCUGAAGACCGUGAGAUACGAAGGAUACAACGUCAAACCCGCGGAGUUCUUCCUGCUUCCUACAUUAGGCUUACGCAAAAUCGGUUAGAAAAGCAAAUAAAGAAUCAAGGCAAUCACAAUACCGGCAUACAGCGAAUGGAUGGUAAAGGUGUCGCGCAGAAGAUUGUUCGAAAACGCGGACAGCCUGGGAGAACGAUCUCUUGGAUGGAUUUGGGAGACUCUGAUGAUAGCGACGACGGGGACAAAAAUGAUAGUCACAAAAGUGCGGAGCAAGAUGACACUCACAAGGAACCUGUUCAUGCUCCUAACGAUUUGUUCAACGAUGAUCAAGAUAUCAUGGAAGACAAUCGCAUCGACUACAUGCUUCCAACUGUUCCACGCAAUACUUCAAGCUCACAUCGCCAAAAGGGUCUGAAACGGCCAAAGUCGAAGGAAACUAUAAGCCAGAGUGAAAGACAAGCAAAAAGGGCUCGCUUGAAAAGGCAAACCAGACUCACAGAUGAAUCAUAUGGAGGCCACAGAACAAAAAAGGAAUCAAAAAAGUCUGCGUCAAGACCAGCAUCAAGAUCAGCGUCGAAACCAGCACAGAUUUUAGGUAUUCUAGAUGCACCUGAUGUUGCCUCUCGACCCCGUCACGAACAACCGCAGUUCCUUAGAAUUGCUGCAAGAGUCGCCCGCUCGCGUCGAGAUGCAGGAAGACGAAGCCCAACUCGGAAGUUUGUCCAAUUGGGCUCAAAGCUCGAUACAAUAGAUGCCAACCAGUCAUUGCGGGAAUGGAAAAGAGGAAAGAUUCGGCAGUCCAAGGCCGGUCGACCUCAAUCCAAUCCUCGCAAGCAGCAGGCACAUACAGGUCUUUCAAACGAACAUCGAGCGGCGCCAUCUGUCCCAAGAGCUCGAGAGUCGAACCACGUUGCGGCCACACAGCCUGAUAUCAUCAUGGUAGACGAUGAAGCGCCCACCGGCGAAGAAAAUGCAUCAACAGGGACAGCCGCAUUGACGCCUGCUUUAUCGCAACAUCGCAAUACGGCGGCUGUGCAACCGAAGCAACCAGAGAGGCAAGGAAACCAGUGGAUUAUUCGCAGGAACGUUGCAAUUUCAUCUUUGAAACGAACCGCCCAUCGCCCUGCUGCAGCAAGCUUGGUAGAGUCUGAUGGCAGCCAAGCGGCAUCUAAAGCUAUGUUCAGUCGAUCCUUGACUUUACUAAAUCGGGAUUAUCGGCAAAAGAGCAAACUCAGCCACGGUCUUACACUGAACCGAUAUCUUUCUAAUACUGGAUCACUGGGCAAUUCUUCUGCAGCGCUUUCGAAACCAUUGCCAACAGCAAAAUCGCAAGCCAAUGCCAGCCACCAGCCAUCAAUUUUUCAAGAGCAGCGGCGUCGCUUGAAAAAAUCCAUGCCUCAUCGAAUCAAUGUCGAUGCAGAUGAGUUUCGUCAAAUUCAAGAGCCAGUUGAUGACUUGAACGCUUCUCCCACCGGCCCUGUCGCGCCGACGCGUCAUUCGACGUUCAGCGUAGGAGGGUUGUUCAACUGGCAGCCCUCGUACUCACUCGACUUUGGUAUGAUGCCCUUGCUUGAUGGAACUUUCUUUCAUGAAUCUACGUUUAUAGGAAGCGGAGAUUUUACCAAGUCGUUACAACUUAAAAAGCGAGACCUGGAUCGCGAAACAAGAUCAUCUUCUAUCAUUUUUAAUGACCAGACAUACCGCUGGGACGCCUGGAAUGAUACAGUAUCCUCUCAGAUGGGGUCUGUAUUUGACAUGAUCACCAUUGAAUCCGAACAAUGCAUUGCACCCUCUCCGGAAGCGAGGCCGGACCCUUCUUUAGCCUCAUCAUCUUUUGCAUAUCGAUCAUUGAUCACCUAUGUGACUGAUAGCUUGUCAUUUAUCGACCCUGUUGACCGGAAGAGCUUUGUCAUGCGAUCGAUGGGGCUGGUGUCUCGACUCAGAGAACCAGUGGCUGCGUUCAUAACCAACGGAGAAUUCAACAAGAGUGGUCUAGUAAGAUUGGGGUACUACAAUCUGGUUUUUGCGAAUCAAAUUCACCAGAUUUCCUCCCAUCCACUUAUUAGCACUGAUCUUGCCAGUGACGCUUUGAAGCUGGCCAAGGCUUGUGCCAAAGACGUCACUGCAAUGGCCUUGAGCGAAGCUGGGAUCGCAGAGCUUCACCGUCUGGUAGAAGAAACCAAGAAAGCGGCGCUGCGAGACACCGGCAUUCGUGAAGAAUUUCCAUCGGCAACUGCUUUAGUUGUCACUGUGCAACUUUUGCGCAGCUCGCAAUCAUUUAGUGGCCUGCUUGCUGACCUGCACACUGAGGUCUACACCAAAUGCCUCCUUCGCAACCAAAAAGAUAUCACCAUCCUGGAAUUUGCAUGGCGCGGCUUGUUCACGACUUUGCCACUGAAUGAGAUUGAUGAUAGAGGUAUCGCACGGCGUGAGUCCCGUUACAAGACGGGGAAUGACAAUUGGGACCUCGUCAAAAAGCUUCUGUCCCCUGUGUUGGAUAGUUGCGACACGAAUUCUGCUAUCCAGCCUAUCUCUUACAAUUCAUAUUGUCGGACGCUUUUUCAGCGAUGUCACCUGCUUAUCAAUGCGUGGGGAUGGAGGGACUGCAAGCCUAUUCUCGAUUUUCUUUACGAUUUCUUUGCCCGCAAACUUCUUCAUAAUUUGAAGCUCGAGGAAAGCCGUGGAUCUCCUACCUUCCUUGAUGAACUCGACAAAGCGCCAUCAUUGGAUAUUCGAGCUGGAGAACCAUGCUUCCACACUCUGCUCAAGAUCAUUGCAAGCGGUCUGCGCUUCCUUUCGUCGAGGUAUGAGAAGAAGAAAAUUCGGAACUUUGCGUGGCGCCUUCUUCCGAAUCACGGUCGUGUCUACCCCAAGGAAAUGCCCUUGCGCCAUGAGGACCUAAAUGCGCUAAGAAAUCACCAUGAUCUGCUGUGUACAUUGUACUGGGCUGUUCCAGAUGGCUGUCGACCUCGAUUGGAGGCAAUUCGAAACCUUGUUCACCCUGCAAGUUCCCACCGAGAAACAUGCAAUAUCAAUUUGAAGUCAUGGACAAGGCUGAUUCGAUUCAAGCUGUCCACAAAUGAAGAUGUGUCAGGUCUGGAACCAUUCGCCGAUUGGCACAGCCAUUUCUUGACAGAGCUUGCGCAGCAGCAUUCAAAUGUGCGGAACGAAAUCGAGGCGCAAAACAAUAAUGAAAAAUUCGCUUCCAAGGACCUUGUCGAGAGCACUAUCUCCCAGAAUCAGCGACAGAUCGAGACCUCAUUGGAUGUGGCUCUUUCAGGACUACGUACUGCCAUAGCGCUUGCUCCGUCCUUGGAACAUGCCUACAAAUUGAUCUCGAAGACCCCAUUUGAUGCCAUUGUGAGCCUCUUUGAUGCAAAGCGCGCUCGAGUGAACACUGUCAUUUCCGAGGCUUUGCAUGUAAUAGUAGCUUAUGUUCAGAAAGAUCCUGCCUCACCUACUGCAACUGCCGUUGCUCCUGCUCCUGCUGCCACGACCUCGUUCGAGGAAGACAGUCAAGAGUUCGAGGGAUUUGAUGACUGGACUGAUAUUGAUGCUGUUCUGGUCCAACAAGACACGGCACCGGAGGAGAUAAAUUAUGUGCAGACGAACCUUCGCGCCAUCGUCUUCCGCCUCGUUUCCAACUGUUUCGGUCAAGAAAAUUGCCCAGAGGAUCCAAUUCUCAUGGACGUUGUUGAUUGCUGGGCGUCAGUUGCUCAUGUUCUUGUUCGCCAUGGGUUGCAACGCUGGGACGAUUACUUGAGUCCAUACGGAAAUCAGUCAUGGUCGCAGCUUCGGCAGACAAUGCAGACCCGAAAGUAUACGGGCCAUUUUCUGGCUGUUUGCAUCGAAAAAGACUCGCAGAUCCUGAUGGAAUGCAAAAAUCUUGUGAUGGGCACAUGGAUGUCAUCCCUGGCUGAGCGCUCAUCAAUGCUCAAGUUUCAACAUCGUCUCACAGCAGCAGUGCUGAACGGAAGGCCCCAGGACCCCUUGCUUCGAAAUCUUCCAUUUACCACGGAUAAAACAGACGGCAAGUACCACAUAAAUUUGGAGGACCUCACUCAACGUCGAGUAUCGCUUCUCUCGAGUCUUCUGUCCAAUAUGCGCGAGCAUGUCUUGCAAUUAGAGGCUUCCGGGAGCCGGAACUUGUCUGUCACCAAACAGGAUUACUCAGAAGUGCUUCAACGCUUAAUGACCGCCAUGAAAGACAAUUACUGCGAACUUGGUAAUGGAACAGCAGAGUCGGCGCAGGGUGCCUAUGUCGAGUUCGUGCAUCGUAUCAUUCGAUUCCUGCAGGAACUCACCAGCGACAUCAAACCCGUCGACCCAUUCUUUACAGACCCUACCAUGUUCCCUCUGCCAUCUACAGACCCGCGAUACAUCGUUGCAAAGUUGAAACGCUAUGAGCCUAAACUUGCAUCCAAUAAGGAGGUUCAGACAUUGACGAUGUUCAUCCAAAGCAUUGUCGAAAGGGCGACCGUGGAGCGUCAGCAGAGCAAUUUGGUCGACCAGCUGCAUACUGCUAUGAAAAGUACCUAUGAAGCCGGGCGACAUGAGAAACCUACUCUGCGCGCUGUCCUCUUACAAUGUGUGUUCCCAGCAUACAUUGAACUGGCUUUCAGUACCCCUGCUGCCUGGAUUCUAAGCCGCCCAAUCAUCCUGAGCAUCUCUCGCGUGUUCCGGGAUCUGUUGUUCAGCCUCAACACCAACGAUCCAGCAUGUGUAUCUUCAAUACUGAGAAUAUUCGAUGUUGUUUUCCAGGCCUCAUAUCGUGCACUUCGGCCCUUGUCUACAUACCCGCGACAGUUCAAGGACCCUGCCGUCUUGUCUAUGUUUGCCCAAUUUCUUGAGAUGAUUGUUUCUUCUCUUGUUGUCGUCGACUAUCUCGAUCGUAUUACGGACAACGCAGAGGGUCUCAUCUCCUAUAUCCGAUGGUUUAGCGAUCUCUCCACUGCUGUAUCAUCAGAGUUGGACAAUUCUGAGCCAGGGACAGCGUCUGACGCAAGUAUUGCUGCCAUCCCAGCCCCAGAACAGAUCUCGGACAACUCCACAGCUGCAGUCCCGCAACAUCUUGUGACAGGGCGACGUCUUGCUUUCGAAGACCACCAGUCUUAUCUCAAAAUUUGGACACUUCAUGAUGGCAAAUACUAUUACACUCGUCAAGGUCACGACGCCAAGGAGGUGUCUCUGGAUCCUGGGGUAGUUGCGGUCCUACAAGACAAGGCUGCAGCGAAGAAAGAAUUCAAAGAUGCAAGUAUGGAGUUGUCAGCUUUAGUCGAACACUAUGACUUCUUUCCUAUUUGA